AUGAUCACAUCACAUUCCUUCUCUGAUGUUAUGUCAAUCGAUGAUCAAACUAUGACUUUAGAAGAGACGAAGAUCGUCAACGAAGAACUAUUAUCUGAUUUUUCAACAAAGCAAAAUGAGAAUGAAACAACUAUAGAUACUCAUCAAAAACAGACAAUGACUGGUAUCGAUUUUGAUUUAAUACCUGAUUAUCUUUGUCAGACAAAUCAAUCUUUCAAACGGAAAGUUCAUUCUAUCUUACCAUCAACGAUGAAUUUAGAAGAUUUACGAGCUAUUGCUAUUCUUAUACAUAAAAUUUUCUCUAUUGAAAUAAUUUAUUCUCUCUGGAUAGUUUAUCGAAAAUCUGGAAUGGGUGAACUUCAAUCGACAUUUCAAACAAAUCAAAUAGGUACAAAAGUUUGGCCAAAAGAUGUUCGAUCACGAAUAAAAACGUCACAAAUUCAAUAUAUCGAUGAUGAUGAUGAUGCUUGUUUAACUUUGGUCAAUAGUUGUUUACAUGAUUUGAACACGAAAAAUAACCAAUAUCGACGUGAAUUAAUUGUCAAGACCAGUCGUUUACCUGGUUAUAACCGUAGUAUAGAACAUAUCAUUGAGAAAUUUGUACAACAAAGACUUCAUUCUUUACGUAUUGAAAUUGAUCAAGAAAUUGCAUUGGUUCAAUAUUAUUAUACUGAUCAAAUACUUAAACGUACUUAUCUUGAUCAAAAACCGAAUGAGAAUCAGAUGGAAAUAAUGGAACGUUUAUGUAAAUUGAAAUGUGAUCAAGAUAUGACUAAAUAUGAAGUUAUUUUAUUGAAAGAAAAGAUAUCAAUACAUCUGGCUUCUCAUCCAUUUGAACGUGAAUCCAUUGCACAAUCACCUUUGAUCAAUAGUAUUCGUGAUACAAAAGUUCGAGAACAAGUCUACAAACAGUACAAGAAUACUGCUGAACAAGCGAGAAUUAAAAUGAUGACUAUUUAUAUGGAAUGUGCCGAAGGACAAAAACAACAAUGUCAAACACAAUAUGAUAUUGAAAUGAAAGAAGCGUAUAAAAUUCAAAGAGAUCUUCCAUCCGAUCAACAAUUAACUAAAUUAAUGUGGAAUCUGAUCGAACAACGUUUAACUAACAUCAGCGCACGUAUCGAAUGCAUAUAUAAGUUUAAAACUCGAUUAUUUCAUCUCCAAUCAACUAUUCACUAA
Adineta steineri is the source of this 1179-nucleotide messenger RNA. Lineage: Eukaryota; Metazoa; Rotifera; Eurotatoria; Adinetida; Adinetidae. The record is from the annotation of a GenBank genome assembly.